Messenger RNA from Suncus etruscus (white-toothed pygmy shrew), 1224 nucleotides. It is a transcript of the gene RCN3, whose product is annotated as reticulocalbin 3. The transcript is spliced from 6 exons. Gene Ontology annotation, cellular component: endoplasmic reticulum. The record is from RefSeq and is a predicted model, not a curated record. The coding region runs from base 39 to 1031 and encodes 330 amino acids. Lineage: Eukaryota; Metazoa; Chordata; Mammalia; Eulipotyphla; Soricidae. Gene Ontology annotation, molecular function: calcium ion binding.
CCCAGAUUCAGUCUCCCCCCACCGCUUCCCAGGCCUUGAUGAUGUGGCGACCUUCCAUUCUGCUGCUGCCGCUGCUGUUGCUGCUCAGAUCCUGGGCCCAGGGGAAGCCUUCCCCGGAUUCGGGGCCUCACGGCCAUGCGAGGGUGCACCAGGAGACCCCCCUGAGCGAGGCCCCUCACGAUGAUGCCCACGGGAACUUCCAGUAUGAUCACGAGGCUUUCCUAGGAAGAGAUGUGGCCAAGGAAUUCGACCAGCUCAGCCCAGAGGAAAGCCAAAUCCGUCUAGGGCGCAUCGUGGACCGCAUGGACCGCGCCGGGGACGGGGACGGCUGGGUGUCGCUGGCCGAGCUCCGCGCGUGGAUCGCGCACACGCAGCAGCGGCACAUUCGGGACUCGGUGAGCGCGGCCUGGGACACGUACGACACGGACCGCGACGGGCUUGUGGGUUGGGACGAGCUGCGCAACGCCACCUAUGGCCACUACGCGCCCGGGGAAGAAUUCCACGAUGUGGAUGAUGCUGAGACCUAUAAGAAGAUGCUUGCUCGGGAUGAGAAGCGAUUCCGGAAGGCUGACCAGAAUGGGGACUCCAUGGCUACCCGGGAGGAGCUGACGGCUUUCCUGCACCCCGAGGAGUUUCCCCACAUGCGGGACAUCGUGGUCGCUGAGACGCUGGAGGACCUGGACCGGAACAAAGACGGCUAUGUACAGGUGGAGGAGUACAUCGCUGACCUAUACACCGGGGAGCCAGGGGAGCCCGAGCCCGCCUGGGUGCAGACAGAGCGGGAGCAGUUCCGGGACUUCAGGGACAUGAACCAUGACGGGCGACUGGACCGCGACGAGGUGGGCCACUGGGUGCUGCCGCCUGCCCAGGACCAGCCGUUGGUGGAGGCCAAUCAUCUGCUGCAUGAGAGUGACAGUGACAAGGAUGGACGUCUGAGCAAAGCCGAGAUCUUGGGCAACUGGAACAUGUUUGUAGGCAGCCAGGCUACCAACUACGGCGAGGACCUCACACGGCACCAUGACGAGCUCUGAACCCCUCCUGCCCCUUCAACCCUUCAACCUGUCUCCCCAGCGCACUUCAGGGGUUCAAGAGCACUGGAAGCACCUGCCAAGCCCCUCAUCUCCUCCACAGCCAAUCCAGCCUCCUGGCUCUCACCUUGUGCCCCCCAACUCCAAUCUGAGCCUCUCGCCACAUCCAGGGAGGCAAUAAAAUACAGUGCUGGGG